AUGGAGGGUGACACUGGCGCUGGUGGCGCCAGCCACAGAGUCGCGGCCAUCCUGCAGGGUCUGGAAGAAUCUGGAGUAGUUCUCACUAUGGUGGGCAGCCAGAGAGACAAUCAGUAUAGAAGGAAUUUUUCAACUUCAAAGCCUACAUUAGCAGCAGUGAAGCCAGUUGUUCUAGAAAGAUGUUCAGUGGAGACUAACACGGAUUUCUCCGUGUCUAACAACUCUAACCGUGGGGUGCAGAUAUCUGACGAUAGGUACACCAGCUGCUACCAGGUGGCACACUGCAGCGUGAGACCCAGUUCUCCUCCCGUUACGGUGUCAGAGUUUCCACCUCAGCGUUCAAGUCCUAGCUAUUGAUCUGUCAACAGAAUACCAUCUCGAGAUGCAGAAGCAUUUGCACAUUCGUUGCGAAAGUAUCCAAGCUUUCCUGUACUGAGGACUGUCUCUAGCGAAAUUGUGGCAAAACUUCAGAGAUCAUUCCGCAAGCAUGCAAUACUUUCAACGAACAGGACACCGUCAGGCGAGCUCGUGGAGAGGAUUCUGAGGCAAACUCAAGAGAAACUCUCUCCCGUCCAAAAGGUAAACAGCAUUCGGUCGUUACAAAAAGAACGGUCAAGAUGGAAGCAGCCCAUACAUACGCAAGCGCACGCUAAAACUCAAGAUGUAUUGGACAACAGAAGAGUGGACAGACCAAGAACUGGGAGGAAAGAAGACGAAAGUAAAGCCAGGAAACACAUGCGGAGUGAUGAUUCACAUCGAUUGAAUAGAAGAAAAUGCAAGAGCCAUACAGAGAGUCUCCUGAAUACGACGUAUGACUACUUGAAAUCUACGCAGCCUUCCCGUUCGUGUCAUGCUCGCCGUUUCGAUAGAGACCCUCGAAUUGAUGAAAUCAGCAAACACGUACGAAGUGCUCUCAGAGAGAUAUAUAACCAACGGUCUGUGGUAUUCCCAAUGUGCUCCAAGGUUCAGAGAAGAUAUGAUGACCACAAGAAACAUUGUUCUGGCAGGGGUGUCGAUGCAAGGAACAUAUCUAAGCUCUCCAAUAGUUCUGAAGAACAAUUGUUUAGCAACCGUAAUAAGGCAUCUCAGUAUUUUCACAACGAUGCAGGGUGCAGAUGUGGGUCAGACCACACGGACCCCAAUCGUGUCGAUAGCACGUGUAAUUGUAGUCCAACCUACGCCGAAGAAUAUUCUAGAUAUAAUAUUCAAGAAGAAAUUCAUGCUUGGCUAUCUGAAAUUCCCGUUCGUAGUAACGAAGAUACAGAAGAUAAAUUAAGAAGAGAAGACUUGGUCAGAAAUUUAGUGACGACAUUAGAAAGGCUGCUAUACGAUGAUAAUUUUGAAGAAAAUGUAAUAAAUGCGGUUACUGAAUGUGUUGAUGCAAUGCCAAUGUGGAACUUUGGCUCUAGACAAAAGAAAGACCAGCUUACAGAACAUUUAAAACAAAAUCUUUUAGAUAGAUUAAUCCCAAAGCCUGAAAGUAAACUAUCAGAAACUGUAAAAAAAAUCUUAGUCAACGUUAAUUUUAAACAUGAAGUAGAUACAAAAAGAAUAUCUGAUGAUCUAACAGAUGCUCUUCACAGUCUCACUGUUUCUGAAAGCAACGACCAACAUAAAUUCAAUAUAUUCGUAUCUGAGAUUUUUAAAAUCUUAGAAAAAUUACCUAUCAAGGUAAAUGGUGAUAAAGGGGAAUAUUUAAAUAAUCUUGCCAGAAACUUAGCAAAUGAAAUGAUAGAAGUGUUAAAAGAUACUUCAGAUUCAUCAAAAUCCGAUGCAAAAUAUUCCAUGAGCAACAGAAAACAUAUGUUGCACAAUUGCAGCUUGAUGGGACCAUGCAAGCGAGCUGAAUUAAGGCCAUUUUACAAUCGGAAGAGAUUUUCCCAAUACGGUUGUGAUUCAGACACAUGUGAAUACAAAAGCCAAAAUACUAACAAACGUCAACUAUGUGAUUGUUGUCCAAAAAGUAAAAGAAAUGUAAACUGUGUUUGUAUAGCAGAAGUGAAAAGAACUAGCCACCCUUGUGAUUGUGAAUCUGAAGAAGUAUACUUUAACGAAUGCGUCGAUGAAGAAAUUGAAGAUUGGCUAAAUCAAAUCCCAGUUCCUAUAAAUGAGAGUGAAGUUGAUACAAUGAUAAGAAAACAUGCAGCCAAACAUUUAGCUGAAGCUUUGAAGCAGCUGCCUGAUGAUAAUAAUUUCAAAGGACAUGCACAAGAAGUAAUUGAAAGAUGGAUAAAUAAUGUGUCAAUAUGGCAACCUGAUACUGAACAAGAAAAAAUUAAAUUAAAAAGAUUAGUAACGGAAUCACUCUUAGAUAGAAUAAUCACAAUACCUAGGCGACCCGAUAAAUUAACAGUAAUUGUUAAGAAAUUUAUUGGUUCUAUAGAUCUUGGAGAUAGUAAUGUAAAUAGAAAAGAAUUAACGAACAAUUUAACUAAAAGACUAAAAUAUUUAACCGUUACUCCUGAAGAUAGCGAUAAAUAUAGAGAUUUAUUAAUAUCGGAAGUAAUGGAAAUAUUUAAAUACUCACUACCACAGACGAGUAACGCUGACAGUGAAUAUUUACAUAAACUUGCAACAAAACUGGUAGAGGAAAUAAUAAACAGCGAGAGCUAUGUAGAUAUAUAUGCUGAGGACACAACAAGCUUGAAAGAGGAUAUUAUCAAAAACUUAUUUGAUUGGAUAGAUGAAGUAACCGAGUUAAGUGAAACUCCUCCAAACAUGAAAGAGGCUAAAAGAGUCAUAGAUGAAUUGGCUACAAAAUUAGUUGAUUUGCAAUCUAUAGGCACAGAUACAUCUACCAUGAAGAAAAUGGGAAAUGAAAUACAAAGUAGUUUAAAAAAGCUUAAUAUAUCUACCAAAGCAAUGGAUAAUUUAAUCGAAAAUGUAAUAGAUACUAUAACAGAUACAACUUAUGCUAAAGACAAAGUUAAACUCGAAACAAAUCACAGACGAGAAGUUUUAAGAGACUUAAAUGAUUGGUUGAAAGAUAAAGAAGAAGUGAGUAACUUAAACCCUCAAGAACAAUACAGUGUAGUAAAAGAAAUAGUAGACAAGAUCGAAAAAGCAAAAGCUGAGGGUCACGAAGAUCAUCAAGAUAUUAUAUUAGAAAGUUUAGCACAAAAUGGUUAUUAUAUGGACCCCGAUGUACAUCUUGAUGAAUUAGUAAAGAAGUGGAAGACUUUCUCAGCAAGACACAAAGAAAAAUAUUUAAAAGAUAAAAUCCAAAAAAGCGUUUACCCCGUAAUUGACAAGUUGAAUGUAUCUGAAGACAAUAAGAUCUAUAUUAAGGAUAGGCUGGGUAAAGAAUUAGACAACAAUAUUACAGAAUCAUCCAUAGCCACUAGAAAAGGCAUAGAAAACAUAAAUGAAUCAUUAUUGGAGAAAAUGGAUGAAAUCGUUGAGGAGUUACAUUUACCCAAGAAUAUAAAAGAUCAAUUCAAUGAAACAAUAAAUAAAAAUAUUGAACAACUAAUGACGUCAAAAAGUAGAGAUGCCAUCGUCCAGGCUUUGACAAAAGAAAUUAAUUACAUUAUCUCCAACGAAGAGAUACCAGAGAGUGAAAAAAAACAUUUGAAAUUGAGAUUGAAACAUAUGCUUAAUGAGUAUUCAGGAGUUCCUUUUUCUAACUAUGUCACAGACAACAUUUUUGAAAAUAUUGAUCAAAUAAUAAACGAAGAACCAAUUGAGAGUACUGUUAAGGAAGGGCUAAUUAAUAAAUUAAUAUAUAUUGCACAAAAUAAAUUUAACGAAUUACCGACUCAAACUGUAAAAAAUCACGUGACAGAAAAAGCAUUAAAAGACAUAGACUUAACUAUUGAAAGUGCUCCAUUAAAAGAAAAUGUAAAAAAUGAUCUAAAGCAGAUGUUAAAAUAUAUUCUUAACGAGAAUUUAAAACAACCGUUCUCGGCUGAAGUGAAAGAAUCUACAUUAGAACAAUUUCAUGAAACUCUUAAUGAUCUAUUGAUUCCUGAUGUAACAAGGAAUGAUCUCUUAAAGAAAAUUACUAAUAUCGUCAGUCAAAACUUAGAUGAACUUCAGUGCCAAACAGAAAUAGAUCACGCCAAAGAAAUGAUCAUGAAUGAUUUAAACGAUUUGAUAGACCACUUUUUUCUUCCAAAAGGUCAAGCCACUCAAUUAAAUGAUGGUUUAAGACGCCUAUUAGCUGAAUAUUUAGACCGCCCUUACUCAAACGAUCUUAAAGAGAAACUGACUGCAGCAAUUAAUAAAGUCAUUACCGAAACACCAAUGGAUUUCGACAAAAAAGAAGAAUUAAAAUUUAAAGUAAUAGACACAAUUAACAAGCGUUUAGAUAACUUAACAUACCAAAGUGCUGAAGAAUUUGCAAAAGAAUCAAUACUAAAAGAUAUAAUGCGUAUGCUUAAUGAAACCUCGUUGCCCAAUUCUGAAAAGCAUGAUAUAAGACAUAAAUUUGAAGUUAUAAUUGAGGAUUGCUUUCCCCUUGCACAUUUAGAUGCUGCAAAGAAUGUAAUGGGGGAAGGCAUACGACAGACCAUCUACGUAUCUUCAAUACCGCAGUCUAAACAAAAUGAGUUAGUAGAUAAAAUGAUAGAUAUUACUGACAAAAUUUUAGACGAAUCUUUUUAUGACGAUCGAGUUAGAGAGCAUUUACAUGGCAUGUAUAGUAUGAUCGAAAAUCAAACACCAUUACCUGAAUCUCAUAAAGAUAUUCUGAAAAAUGAACUGAAAGCGGCCCUCGAUAAAUACUUGCAAGAUCCCGAGCUUUUGGAUAUAAUAGACGAUUCACCUUCAUACGAUCAAAUCGAUCAACAAGAAAUCGAUGAAGCAAACUAUGACAAAAUUAUCAAAGAUGCUAUGGAUGUAAUCGAAGAAACACCGAUAUCUAUUAACAAAAAACAUACAUUAGAAAAUAAACUGAAAAAUAUGGUAUUUGAUGCAAACCGACCAAAAAAUUUCAAGCAAAUUUUAAAAGAUCUAUAUAAAUCUAUUGAAGAAUUAUCUAUUCCAUGGCAUCACAAAAAAGCUUUAAAAUCUAAACUAGCGGACAUUGGGCCAAAAAACUUACAAAUUAACCAAUUGAAACAUACUCUUUUAAAAGAUAUUGAUAGUGCCAUUGAUUUAGAGCCGCUUGAUGAAGAACAGAAGAGUAAUUUGAAAAGUAAAUUUUCUGAAUUUGUAGAUUUACUUGAACCAUUUUCUGAUAAAGUUGAUAUAAAAGUUAAGGAUGACAUGAUAAGAAUCAUAGAUGAAAACGUCUUGUCCAGGGAUCAAAAGCGCAAUUUAAAGGAUAGAAUAGAAAAUAUAGUAACAAAAAUAUCGACCAAAGAGCAAGAUGAAGAAGUUGUAAAAGAAAAAAUUAUGAAGUACAUCACUGAAGUGAUUGAUGAAGCUCCAAUACGCCAUCACUUAAAAAGAAAUAUUUCGUGCCAGCUAAAAAGGGCUAUUUCUGAAAAUUUUGAACAGCCGCUCACAAGAGAUGCUGCAGUUAGGUUAAAAAAUAACUUUGUUAAUAUAAUAGAUGAAGUACCCAUAACUGACUACCAAAGAGACAGCUUAAAACGAAGAUUGAAUGAUAUUUUGACUAGACAGUUAGAGCAAUUGCCUAUGAAUAGAGACGAUGCUAGGUACCUCCUGCUAUCAGAUAUCGAUAAAAUACUGGAGGACAAAUCAAUUCCCAAAACUAACAAAACUGACCUGUUACAAAAGAUACGGAAAGCGGUUUUUACUAAUACAGAUGAACCACUUUCAGAUGGCAUAAAAAGCAAAAUUCAACAAAAGAUUGCUGACACAGUAGAUGAAGCUAUUAUUCCAAAAGAGAAAAAGAAUAAGUUAAAGGAAGAAAUAGAUGCCGUAGUCAGAAAGAAUUUUGCAAUGGUGUCGAGUAAUUUAAAACCGGCAGAUAAUUUAUCCAAUAGUCUUGUGAGAAAUAUUUGCAAUGUUAUUAAAGAUGCACCAAUAUCACAUGAAAAUAAAAAAUAUUUAAAGAAAAAAAUUGAAGAAAGUUUGCCUUCAAGAUUACAAGGAGUAACGUCUUAUGACCUCGAAGAAACAGUAAAUAAUGAAAUGCUUAAUAUAAUCAACGAAGUUGCCGUAUCGCCAGCACAAAAGAAAAUACUAAAGAAUUUUCUAGCAAAUACUGUAUCUCAAGUAAUACAAGAACAUCAAUCAAAAGCACUUAAAGACGAAAUAAAACAAAAUACACUGCGAGAUGUCAAUAUUGUUAUAGAAAAACUAAAUUUACCCAAAGAAAGGAAAAAACAAAUAAAAUUUAAACUUAAAGAUUUGAUCGAUGAAAACUUUGAAAAACCACUUACUGUUGACAAUUUUAAAGUAAUUAAAAAAGGCAUUUAUGAUAUAGUCGCUGAAGCUCCACUAACUAAAGAGAAAAAAGCUGAAAUAAGACACAAUUUAGCCAACAUCGUAGACAAUAAUGUAAAAUCGUUUAUUUCAGUCAGUUCUAAGCCCGAUACAUUAAUGAAAUCAACCAAGAAACCAAAACGUACUCUUUUAAAUGGAAUAGACUUAGUUUUGGACCCAUUACUAAUCAACGUUGAUGACAAGUUAUAUAUAAAGCAAAUGCUUGAAUCGGUGGCCGACGAAAUCUCAGAGCAACCAGCAGAAAUGAUAAAAGACACUAUUAAAAUAAUUGUAGAUGAUACCUCGAUACCCAAAAACAAAAAAGCCGAAGUACUGGAAAAAUUACAUCACAAAAUAGUUGAUAAUUUAAAUACUCCAUACGAUAAGCAAAUGUCGCUUAUAACUGAAAAUAUUUUGGGGGGGAUAGAUCCUCUUUUAGAUGAAUUACAAGUAUCGAGUGCACAGAAAAAAUAUCUAAAAAAUAAAUUCGAAGAUGUGAUAGCAGAACAUUUAAAUGAAUCCGUUUCUAGUAAUACAAUGCGAGUUAUAAAAGAUAAUAUCUAUAAUAUAAUUUCAGAAAUGCCAUUAUCUAAUAACCAAAAAAAUUUGUUAAGCAGUAAACUCAUCGAUUUAGUUAAGUCUAAUAAUACAAGAGAUGUGCGCAAACCAAGCACAACUCAACAAGUGAUGAUUUCUUUGCCGAAGAGAAUACCCGCUGUUGUGUAUUUAUCACCGGUGAAAAAAACUAGUGCGAUUCAAGAAAUAGAUACAGUUCUUGAUCACUUGCAGAUGCCAACCGAGCACAAAAGAAAUUUAAAACCAAUUUUAAAAAAAUUGGUACAAGAAACUUUAGACGCCCCAUUGACGAGCGAUACCUACGAAAUAAUUAAAAAAGGAAUCAGUGAGAUUAUGGUUGAUGCUUCCAUCUAUCCAAGAGAUAAAAAAAGUGAAAUAAAAAGCAAACUGCACGACAUGGUCGAUAAUAUAAUUAAACCAAUGAUAGAAUCAUCUACUGGAGGCACUUUAAGGACUUCUGCAGGAACAUCUACAGCAAAUAAUUUAGCUAGAAAUGUAUAUAUAUCGCCUACAAAAAAGAAUAAUGCAAUGUGGGACCUUGAUACAGUUUUUAAUCAGUUACAGAUGUCAAGCGCAGAAAAAAAUGACUUGAAAUCCAAGGUUAAGAUUGCUAUUAAUGAAAUUUUUGAAACACCGUUAUCAGUAGAUACUAGUCCAAUAAUUAAGGAUAAAAUAAAAAUAAUAAUAGCCGAGUCUUCAAACAUUUCUUCAGAUAAAAAAAAUAUGCUAAAAAAUAAACUCAUAGAUAUGGUCGACAGUAAAAUCGCGCCACUGAUUGAAUCUGAUUCUAUUGAACCAUUAAGCAGCAUGGGUGAACGUAAACGAAUUCUGCCACAAGAAUUGGAUCAUGUUUUAGAUAAGUUACAAAUAUCAAAUGAUGAGAAGAAAAGAGUUAAAAGCGCUGUAGCUAACAUUUCACAGCCAGUGAAUGCAGAUAUUAGCGAUAAUCUUAACGCAAUAGUAGAUGAUAUGACAUUACCAACAAAUGAAAAGACGGAACUAAAGAAUAAGUUAUAUAAUUUAGUUAAAACUACCACAUCUAAUACUGGUAAAGGAUCAGCAUCUAAAAAUUUAAAUGGUAAAAUGUGCUCAUCAUCCAGAAAAGAUAUCGUAAUGGCAUUAAAGCCAACAAAUGAGAAUUUAAUAGUCACAUUAAAUUCAACUAUUGAUCACUUAGAUACAUCGAAACAUUUAAAAUCAGUGUUGAAAGAUGUCGUGCACAAAACUAUCAGCAAGGGGGAUUCUUUAAACUCUAUGAUCACUGGUAGAUUAAAAAGUGCUAUCGCUAAAGCAAUAACAGAUGCGCCAAUAUCUAAGGAUAAGAAAAAUAAUAUAGAAAGCGCAUUAGUUAAUGUAAUCGAUGAACAUGUUGAUGAUGCACCUCUAACGCCAACAAACGAAAAAAUAUUCAACAUUAAAGGGACAGUUUUAGAAGACAUUGAGAGUAGCCUUAACUCUGCCCAAAUUCCAAUGGACGUGAAAAGUAAUUUGAAAGAUAAAAUACGAAACAAAAUGGUGGAGUAUUUGGAGACGCCGCAAUCUACGAAAAAGUUGGAAAACGUUCAAAAAGAUAUUAAUAAUAUAAUUAACGAAGCGGCUAUCUUGGAAAAUGUAAAAACUCAGUUGAGAAAUAACAUACGCAACAAAAUAAGCAGAAAUACAGAAUAUUUACCUGUUACGGAGGCUUUAAGCUUUUAUAAUCCAUCAAAAACAACUGCCAUGAGAUAUGAAGAUAGCUCCAAUAUAACCAAAGCAUGGCCUUCCCACUCUAAGUGCCAACAAGAUUCUUUACCCUCAGGAUUGAUUUAUGAUGCUGAUGAUGAAGACACUAAGGACCAAAUGUCUGUUGCAAUGUCAGUAUUGAAAGCACCAAAAGAUCACAGCUCAAAAAAGAAGAAAUUAAAAGAGAACAUGUUAAGAGAUUUCAGCGGAAUAAUAGAUGUCGUUAAUAUACCAAGAAAUAAAAAGACAGAUCUAAAAAUAAAAUUGAAUGGAAUUGUAAAUUCGAAAAUUGAUAAACUGUUUGCAUCUCCAAAAAGAAAUUCAACUGAGAUGAAAAAGUUGAUUGCAGAUAAUAUUGAACAAGUUAUAGAUGAAGCGUCUAUGGGUCCUGCUGUUACUAGACAAAUGAAAAACGAUUUAAAAGAUCAAUUAUUGAAAGUGGCAAAUAAAAACAUAAAUACAACGAUUACAGAGGGUAAUAAGAGCACUGGCCAGUCACAAAUGCUGUUAGGCACUAUUGAAAGAUUACCGAUACCUAGCCAUAUAAAAGACGAAUUGAAGGACAAAAUAAUGAAAUCUCCCGAAGAAUCAGUAAGUAGUUCACAAGAAAGUAGGAGACUCUCUCCAACACGCCCUCGUGGUUCUAACAUUUCUGUUAUUCCUGAAGAAGGACCAGUAACUUCUACUCCUAAGAAGGGUCGUAAGAGCUGGGAAAGACCGAUAAAUUCUUUCUCAGUUAUUGCAAAUGAAGAUAUUAUGCAGUCGCUAAGCCCAGAAGAGAGAGAUUAUUGGAUGCAAAUAGAGGAAUCUAUAUCGAAAUGGUUGGACGAGUUGCCUAUAGACUUAGAUGAAGAUACUAAGGCAGCAAUAAAAAGAGAAAUAGCAAAUGAUAUCACUGAUCGACUGCAAUACUUGCAAUUUAACCCUGGAGCUAAGAAAUCACUGCAAGAGGAAUUGGAGAAUCUACAGUAUCAGGUAUUUAGAAGACUAGGAAAGGUCCUUAAUCGUGAAGAAAUGCAGUUAGCAAUACAGGCAGGUGACAAGCUCAUGCUCAUGAUGAAAGAUAUUAAAGAACCAGAUGAAGAUGCAGCAUUAGAAAGAACGGCAGAAUUUGAGUUUCAUCAGCAAAUAAAAGACAUUAUAUCAACCACAUUGCCCGAAUUAGAGAACGCUUCCACUGAGACAUUAAAUUCAUUUGAAAUAAUGAAAGAUGAAUUAGCGGAUGCUUUUAUUAAACUUCAUUACACUGGUGGUAAUGAAGAAGAAUUAAAUAAAUUAAAGAAGAAAAUUAAUGACGAAAUAGAUAAAUUCUGUGAUGAUUAUCUAAAAAAAUAUCCUAAUAAACCGUUAGAUCGUGAACAACUAAAACGCGAUUUGUAUAAUGCACUCAAAAAUGUGCAACCUUCUGAUGACCUAAUGAAAUCUGCCGUAGAACAUGUAAGAUUUAAAGAUGUAGUACAUGAAUGGGUUAAAAAACUACCACUGAAGAAGCAGACUACUGCUGAACGUAUAAAAAUGAAUAAAAAUAUAGCUGUACUGGCAAAAAAACUGCUUGACCUAGAACAGAAUGAUGAGCUCAGUGAUUCAGAAGUAAAAGAUAAGAUGACAACAGAAAUAGCAAAAUUUUUGACAACACUGCCUUUUAAAUCAGGUCAAGAAAAAAACGCAGACAAAUUCAAAAAUGAUCUAAUCGUUCAAAUCAACAAGACCAAAGCAACCAGAACAUUUGAUGCUUCUACGAGACAUUCGAUUACCCUUGACGACUUCUUGGGACAGAGCUCACAUUGGCAGCCAUUGUUUCCUCCAUGUACUUUAAGUUCUGAAGAUUUAGAGCAUUUAGCAAGAAUAAAGAAACGAACUUGCCUAGCUCCUGACUGCCUCGCUUCUCUAAUGAAUAAAGCUAGUGAGAACAAACGUAAUGCCUCUGUAAACCCGAUGUCCAUUGAGUCUGGAGCUCAGACAGAACACUAUUCUGAGAAUAUUUCUAUGCCUCAGCGAAUGCAACCAUGUUCGUCAUCGUAUGGACCAACAGUAUGUCCAGGUCAACCAUUGCCUUAUGAUCAAUUCUGCCCAAUGCAGUUUGCUGGAAGUCCCUGUACACAAAGUUUAAGCCAUAUGGAUGUUCAACCACAGAUCAUAAUAAAGGAGUACUAUUGGAAUUCAACCAACACCUCAGAGUUUCCAAAAUCAGAAUCGCGAUUAUCAGGUGGCGUACAGAAACGAACAUGCUUCGCCUCAAGGCCAACACCACGAUGCACACAAAAGUACUCUCAAACUUCUCAAGAUAAGGCUUUAGGGUCUAUAUCCUGCACACCUUCGCCUUGUGCCCCAGCGCCUUGUUCACCCACUCCUUGUACUCCGAGAUUUUAUACUCCAAAACAUUGUACUACAAGUGCCCUACCACAGUACUUUAUCCCAUGCCAUCGAAUAAAUCAACAGAAUUCAUUUCGAGAAGAUAAUGGGCCAAGAAAAGAUGAUCAGUAUACAGAAUAUUCUGAAGCUCAGAUCACAAAAUCUGUAAGAAAAGAACACGUGAUAGAAUUAGGGUCGUUAGAUGAAUUAAGAAAACCUAGUCGGAAAGAGAGAAGACUUGAACAAUUCACAUCGUAUUCCAGAAAUCCAGAACAAACUGUUUGUGAAGAGUCUCGUUCGAGUCCUGACGAUUCGGAUGAAGCAGAAAUAUGCAUUAACAGAGGUCAACCGAAAGAGAGGACUGUUACUUGUAAAUGUAAGGCUAAGCCAGCAGCAACAGGUACGCGAGGACGUUGGAAGCAAGAGACUCAUAGAGACCGUGCUAUAUUGGCUAAUAAUGACAGCACAGCAAUGAAACGAUGCUUGAAAUGCUGCGGUAUGCACUGUCCGUAUCCAAGUUUUAUGUACUUUAGACAAUAA
Messenger RNA from Arctia plantaginis, 11526 nucleotides. The record is from the annotation of a GenBank genome assembly. Lineage: Eukaryota; Metazoa; Arthropoda; Insecta; Lepidoptera; Erebidae.